CACAGUUCUAUUCUCACCGUAGAUUUCACUAUCAUCUGGCAUUGGGAAGAGUGCUGCCUCAGGUGUUGUAUCCGGUGAUAAUCGUGUCGAGUGUGUGCUAGUCGGUUUAAAGGAGCAGUGUUUCUAACAGUAUUAGACCAAAAUGAAAAUUGAAGUACUACUAGUAACGGUAUGUAUGGCCAUGGCCCUGGCAGCACCACAGCGAACAGAAGCCGAGGCAGAAAUUGUCGCCCAAGAUAGCAACAUCGAUCCAGAUGGUUCUUAUCAAUACAGCUACGAAACGGCCAACGGAAUUCGCGGUCAGGAGCAGGGAACCCUGAAACGAGCCAGCAGUCCGGACACCAGCGACGUCAUCAUUGCCUCGGGGUCAAUCACCUACACGGCUCCAGAUGGGCAGGUCAUUUCGCUGAGUUACGCCGCCGACGACGAAAAUGGAUUCCAGCCACAGGGUGACCAUCUACCAACUCCUCCGCCGAUCCCGCCACAGAUUCAGAAGGCCCUGGACUACCUGGCCAGUUUGCCACCGGCGAACCGACGGCGCUAGGGCGGUUGAUUCGUGACUGCUGAUGGAUGGAUGACGAUUGCUAGUGCUGAUGUAGGCUGAUGGGGGACACUAUGGGAGAAAGAGGGCAGCACGCGACCAAUACUCAAGAUGAUUAGUCUGUUAGAUUGUGUUUUGUUACUGAUGUGAGUUGUGCAUGCAGGAGUGUUGAUGUCGAAUAUGGCAUCAGUAUUUUUUUUUUGUUUCUGUAUAUUUGUUUGAAUUGCAUAUCGAGUACCAAUGAAACUCGUUAAGAAAAAAAAAACAAAAAAAAAGAAUUUCGUGUUCAAGUGCUUUUAAUAACCAUUCAUUGUUUUGACCACUUCAAGAAAACAACUUAUUACUACUAGACAAAUAAUGUUCAAAGGCGUUAAUAAAAUCGCAUGUUGAAAAAAUAA
Molecule: messenger RNA, 939 nt
Organism: Aedes albopictus (Asian tiger mosquito)
Lineage: Eukaryota; Metazoa; Arthropoda; Insecta; Diptera; Culicidae
Product: endocuticle structural glycoprotein ABD-4
Exons: 3
Coding region: 143-544 (133 amino acids)
Cellular component (GO): chitin-based extracellular matrix
Molecular function (GO): structural constituent of chitin-based larval cuticle
Source: RefSeq, a predicted model, not a curated record